This is a messenger RNA of Thrips palmi, 2531 nucleotides long. RefSeq lists its product as uncharacterized. The transcript has 2 exons. The record is from RefSeq and is a predicted model, not a curated record. Bases 449 to 934 code for a protein of 161 amino acids. NCBI's taxonomy places the organism in Eukaryota, Metazoa, Arthropoda, Insecta, Thysanoptera, Thripidae.
GGUACGGAGCGUAUCUGCUUUACAAUUUGCCUGGACUGUCCGUACUUGCCAACUACGGAAGUUUGUGUACCUUUUUUCCGUACCAGUUUACAUUAGCAUAUAUGGAGCAGGUACGGACGUUCCGUUCUUGUCCCGUAUUCGAUAUACGACGUACGAUAUUCUUCUGCACUCUCAGCCGUUUUUUCAUUUUUUCACACGUUUUCUCACCCGACUUUUUUCAUAAGCAGAAGCAUUUCUGUAAGCAUUCAUAAUGCUCAGUAGUUCCUUCUUAAAUAUUAAAACAUUUCUUUGGAAUUGAAUAGAAACCGAAAAUAUUAGUACAGUAUUAACCAAUUGCUGGAGGUUGCUUACAAAAAUGCGUCUGAGAAAUCAUCAGUAAAAGGCUGAGAGUGUGCGAAUUUCCCGUCCAAAAUAUUUCACAGUGUCGUUGUCUUCGUGUUGAGAAUCAAUGCUUCGUCGACUCUUCAAUGUGCGUAACAGCCCCUGCGACUCAUCUCACACUGCGUGCCCCAAGGUCCUGGAUGGCGUCCGCCAGCUGUCGGAGGGCGUGUCCCGGUCGCCCACCCUGCUGGCGGUGUGCCGCGCUCUGGAGGCGGGGGUGGCGUCGCGUGGCGCGGCGGCCAGCGAGAAGGCCGCUCCAAGGGCCGCCACGCAGGGCUACCUCUGCUACAGCAACGCCUGGAGCGAGUACCUCGGCAGCGGCAUCGUCCCCGGGGACAUCACGCUCAUGGCCAAGGGCUACGAGCAGGUGAUGGACCUGACGCUGGACGCCGCGGGGGCGGACCGUCUGCUGGCGCUCGUGGAGGAAGGUUCCCGCCAGCGCUGCUGCUGCCGCGCCUUCACGGCCCUGCUGGCCGUGGCCACCUUCCUCGCCGCCAUCGUCAUCGUCAGCCUGGCCCUGUCGCGCGGCCAGCGCGUGUUCGGCGCGCUCUAGUCCCGACAUGCGGGGGUCCGUAUAUAUUCAAUGCUGUGGGACUUUUUAGCACGUGAUACCUUUACACAUGCAACUCCCCAAGGGAAAAAAUCCCUAACGUCCCUAACCAAAGGGAUAUUUCGCGGCCCCUUGGUAUAGGGACGGUCCCCAUGGAAGGGCCAGCCCCUAUGGAUAGGGACAGUCCCCUUGUCAAAGGGCCGCGAAAUAUCCCUUUGGUAAGGGACGUGCCGCGGAGUGUUCAAGUGUUCAAAACAUCUGCCUCUUGAACAUCAAUGUACAAAUAAGAAACGCUUCCUGAGUAAACUUUUGACGCUGAUAACAAUGGUAGUGUCGCCGACACUCUAUCUAAAGCCGUUUACAAGAUACCCUUAAUAGGUGUGUAGCGGGUUUGCCUACCUAAAUCACCCACAUUUUGCCUAACUGGCAGGCUGAUUUAUAGGGCCUUGUGGUCUGGAGGGCGGAUCCCCAAGUCCAUAGGGCUGAUCCCCAAGUCCAAAGGGCCGAUCCCUAAGCUCAUAGGGCCGGUCCCCAAGUCCAUAGGGCCGGUCCCUAACUUGAUAGGGCCCGGCCCUAUGGCAGAUAGGGCUGAGCCCUUCCCAAGGGGCCAAGCCCUUUCUCGGAUAGGGCUUGGCCCCUUCGGAAAGGGACCGUCCCUUUAAAAUCAUGGGGAUUCUUUCCCUAGGGUCAACCUCGAGCUGCAGGGAUAAGAGCAUACUGCCACAACUAGUGUAUAUAGGACAGUAACAGACGAAUAUCAUCUGCUUCCAUGAACGUUCCUUGAAUGGAGAUUUCUUUCUUUGCACGAAGUAGCCUUAGUAUCCCGAGGACUCUGCCUCUCCGAGAUUUAAUCUGUGUGGCCCUUCAUGCAAGUCGGAGAUUUUCUAUAAGCUUUUGACGAGACUUUGCAAAGUGGUAGAACUUUGAACCGUGAUUUUAAUGUUGAAAUACGGUUAAAAAGUAUCUUGUGAAUUUUUUGUCCGUCUUAAACACAUCCGUCGAUCGGUGAUGCUAUAGUGUCCACCAGGUGAUUCAAACAGCAAUUUCCUUUUGUAUUGGACAAUGUGUAUAGUAUAACCCGUAAAACCUGGUGGACACUAAUUUAAUCAACAAUGACUAUGCUUAAAUUGUAUCAUUCAUGCGUGAAACAUGUACCUUGAUAUCUAGUGUGAAACUUAUCGUGAUGUACACUUAACUCUUGCAGACAUUUGUAUGCAUGAUUAUGCAUGCACAGAAACGUACGUAAGGUGUGAAUAAUAUUAUACAUCACUGCGUACAUUUUAUGCAGAUGCAAAAAAUGUACACACAUCUGUGCAUGCAUGAUUAUACACUAAAAAAUUCAUAAUUAUGCAUUAAAGAAGGCCACAAGAAUUCCGUGUGUGCGAGGAAUCCGUUUGUUAGAAAACGUGACUAUGGUCAUGUGAAAUAGAGAUGUUGAAAAAAAAAACACAUAUUUCACACACAUGUGACGGUGAUCAUAUGUGAAAAGAUGAAGUUGCAACUUUGUUAUAAGUUGAUGUCCCUGGUGAUGUGAAACUAAAAUCAUGUCCAGCUCGAAAUGUGACAAGUUUCUCUCCAAUAAAACGUCCUGACCUCGUCA